Molecule: messenger RNA, 798 nt
Organism: Cladophialophora carrionii CBS 160.54
Lineage: Eukaryota; Fungi; Ascomycota; Eurotiomycetes; Chaetothyriales; Herpotrichiellaceae
Product: pyridoxamine 5'-phosphate oxidase
Exons: 2
Coding region: 1-798 (265 amino acids)
Biological process (GO): pyridoxine biosynthetic process
Molecular function (GO): pyridoxamine phosphate oxidase activity; FMN binding
Source: RefSeq, a predicted model, not a curated record
AUGUCAAGCACCAGCUCAGGGCCCAGGACUGGCAAGCUGAUAUUCGCCCCGGGCGCGCCACCUUCCGACCCCAGCGACGAACCAAAGCCCUCACAGGCGGCGCAGUUUACACAAUCCAAGCUCACGCGCUCUCAGCUGGAUGCCAACCCCGUCGUUCAGUUCCACAAAUGGUUCACCCACCCGUCACUCGCACAAACCGUCCCUGAAACCGUCACCCUCAGUACUGCAAGUUUACCCUUUGGCCGGGUCUCUUCUCGCAUGGUAUACCUCAAAGAACUCGACAGCAAGGGCUUCGUCAUUUACUCCAACUUCGGCACGUCUCGAAAGUCAAAGGACCUUGCAAGCAACAAGUUCGCGAGCCUUUGCUUCUGGUGGAAGAUCAUGGAGAGGCAGGUCCGCGUCGAUGGGGUGGCCGAAAGGUUGAGUGAUGAGGAGAGCCAGGUUUACUUUGACACGAGGGCGAGGGGGAGCAGAAUUGGAGCCUGGGCCAGUCAGCAGACGAGUGUGCUGGAGCCGGCCAAGAAGACAGAGGGAAGCCAGACAGGUGAAGGAGAAGCAGAGGAUGACGGGAGAGCGGCGCUUGAGAGUCGUGUCAGGGAUAUAGAAGCACGCUUUCAGGGACAGGACCAUAUCCCUGUGCCGCCCUUCUGGGGUGGUUUGAGAAUCAUACCCGAGACAAUUGAGUUUUGGCAAGGGAGGGAAAGCAGAUUGCAUGAUCGUUUUGUGUACACCAGGAUAGAAGGAGAUGUUGGGCAAGGGGGGAAAACGAAGUGGAAAAUUGAGAGGUUGAGCCCGUAA